CAGAGCCCAGCCAUGCCAAUAACAAGUAAAGGGUCAAGACGGAGGGCAUGGGUCAGUGGACCCUGCGUGUGUCUCUGGUGGUGGAAGCCAUUAUUUUACCUCUGCGCUGUCCUUAUUCAGUCCUCAACUGCUCACAGAACGCUGGAGCUCCAGCUGGAUGAAGAGCAGCCCGCGGGGACCAUCGUCGGGGAUAUCAGCGCUGGGUUACCACCUGGCGAAACGUCAGAUCUUUACUUCAUCUCAGACCAUGAAGACACUGUUGGCAGUGACCUCAACAUUGAUGAAUCUACAGGCAUCAUUACCACAGCACGGCGCCUGGACCGCGAGCAGAGGGACCACUAUAGCUUCAUUGCCGUGACAAUGACGGGAGUAACUAUUGAGGUGUCCAUCACUGUCAACGACAUCAAUGACCAUGCACCGAUGUUCCCUAAAAAGAAAGCUGUGCUUAAGAUUCCCGAGCACACGGCAGUGGGGACGAGGUUUUCCCUGGAGCCUGCAACUGACGCAGACAAGGACCAGCUGACGACUCAAGGCUACGCUAUCAGAGAGGGGAAUGUAGGCCAGGCAUUCAGACUGGAGACCAAGAAAGCUGCCAACAAGGUUCUGGACCUGGUGGUGAAUGGACCACUAGACAGGGAGAAGCGCUCCUCGUACUCCCUCGUCCUUGAGGCCUUCGACGGGGGCUCGCCGAGAAGGAUGGGAUCCAUGAGCCUGGAAGUGACAGUGACGGACAUCAACGAUCACGCGCCACUGUUCAAUCAGAGCAGAUACCACGCCAUCAUCUCCGAAAGUCUUCCACAAGGAAGUAGCAUCCUGCAGGUGUUUGCAACAGAUGAGGAUGAAGGCGAUAACGGUCUAGUGUUGUAUGAAAUCAACCGGCGCCAGAGUGACCCUGAACGCUACUUUGUCAUCGACGUCAAGUCUGGUGUCAUCACGCUGAACAGACCACUGGACUAUGAACUAAAGAGGGUACAUGAACUGGUGGUCCAGGCCCGGGAUAACGCCAGCCACCCCGAGGUGACCAAUGCGUUUGUGACUAUCCACGUCCGUGACUUCAAUGACAACCAGCCCACCAUGACCAUCAUCUUCCUGAGUGAGGACGGCUCGCCGAGAAUCUCAGAGGGAGCCCAACCAGGCCAGUACGUAGCCCGAAUAUCUGUCACUGACCCGGACUAUGGAGAGUACGCCAAUGUGAACGUGUCCCUGGAGGGCGGUGACGGCAAGUUUGCUCUUACAACCAAAGACAGCAUCAUUUACCUGAUAUACGUGGAUCAGGUCUUGGAUAGAGAGGAACGUGAUUCAUACGACCUCAGGGUGAUGGCCACAGACUCGGGCACGCCCCCUCUCAGGGCGGAGUCGUCUUUUACCAUCCAGGUGACUGAUGUGAACGACAACCCCCCUCUCUUCGACCAGCAGGCUUACAGACAAACUAUUCCUGAGGUUGUUUACCCUGGAUCCUUUGUUCUUCAAGUCACCGCGAGGGACAAAGACCAGGGUCCAAACGGAGACGUCCGAUAUAGUCUCCUCAAGGGCAAAAACUCGCACUCUAAUUGGUUUUCAAUCGACCCCGUCACGGGAAUCAUUACCACGGCAGCAGCUCUUGAUUUCGAAUCGGAGCCGGCUCCUAGUGUGACUGUGAUUGCAACGGAUAAUGGCCGCCCGCCGCUGUCAUCCACAGCCAAGGUGGACAUCGUGCUGCAGGAUGUUAACGACAACACACCUGUGUUCUCCAGCAGCCUCUACAGCGCUUCCAUCAAGGAGAACACCCCAGCUGGGACCUGCUUCUUAGAGGUAAGAGAAACCCCCGAACAAGUGCACCCUCCUCGCUUUUCCCUCGGAGUCUUUUAUCAUCCUCUACCGCUCUGUCUUCACUGUACUUGUCUGUGUAUGGGAACUGCCGUGUUCAAUUCUCAUGGUGCUCAGUCUUGCCGCGCAUUGGCCACACCGCUGUCCUACUUACGCAGCCAAAACCAAGUAUUCACUGCCUCCCCUGUCCCCUCAUCUCUUUAUUCACUCUCUCCUUUCACUUACACACCUCCCCGAAGCCCUGUCGGAUUACUUCCUUGGGAGAAGACUGAUUUAUAUAUCAGUAUAAAUGAGAACUCAAAAUCAUGUGGAUGAUAAUGUGAAAAGCAGCGAUGUGAUUCAUAUAAA
Molecule: messenger RNA, 2154 nt
Organism: Solea senegalensis (Senegalese sole)
Lineage: Eukaryota; Metazoa; Chordata; Actinopteri; Pleuronectiformes; Soleidae
Product: protocadherin-16
Exons: 3
Coding region: 13-2121 (702 amino acids)
Biological process (GO): homophilic cell-cell adhesion
Cellular component (GO): plasma membrane
Molecular function (GO): calcium ion binding
Source: RefSeq, a predicted model, not a curated record